GAUAAGGAAUUCAUAAUUAAAAUAGUACAAGAAUAUAUUGAUUUACAAGACCAAAGUGAAGAAGGAUUUUCAAUAACAUACAUACAAGAAAGACUCAAGAAACAAUUUGAAACAUUCAACAAUCAAAAAAUACCCUCACCUGAAGAAUUGAUAAACAGAACAUACAGCGACAUGGCAGAAUAUAAAAUUGCAAAAGCAAGAUAUUCGAACGAAGCAUUAUUAGCACUAGAAGGAGCACGAAAUAUCCAAGAAAACAAUCAAAUAACACCCAUAAUAUUCCCAAAUACAAGACUCACUCAGGCAACCCAGAACUACCUGUUACAACACCACCAACAACUGGUAUUAGAAACUGCUACUGCCAGAAGAAACCCAAGAACCGGAAAUCUAGAAAGAGUCAGAAUACCAAUAAUUGUAGAAGCAAUCAGAAUAAUACUCCAAAUGGCAUUUGGACAAUACACUGUAUAUUAUACCUAUGAUCAGAUUAAUAAUAAAAGACUGGGACUACCAACUGAUAUUUUUAAUGACCAAAUUGUAAAAGAAAUACCAAUACUUGAAACACCAAAAUUAAAGGAAUAUUACAGGACAGCCCUGAUAUCAAUAUCAGUAAACCAAGAAAUCCUUGAAGAAAGAAUAAAAGAAAUCUUAACCCAGAUAAUAGAAGGAGAAAUAGUUAAUAAAAUAACCGAAACCCUUUCAUACAUUAACAAUACAAAGUGGACCAACUUAUAG
This is a messenger RNA of Racocetra persica, 729 nucleotides long. NCBI's taxonomy places the organism in Eukaryota, Fungi, Glomeromycota, Glomeromycetes, Diversisporales, Gigasporaceae. The record is from the annotation of a GenBank genome assembly.